Messenger RNA from Hirsutella rhossiliensis, 888 nucleotides. Its product is annotated as chitin synthase III catalytic subunit domain-containing protein. The record is from RefSeq and is a predicted model, not a curated record. Bases 1 to 888 code for a protein of 295 amino acids. The transcript has 5 exons. Gene Ontology annotation, biological process: protein folding. Gene Ontology annotation, cellular component: endoplasmic reticulum membrane. NCBI's taxonomy places the organism in Eukaryota, Fungi, Ascomycota, Sordariomycetes, Hypocreales, Ophiocordycipitaceae.
AUGGGCUCGACCGACUUUGGCAAGUUCAAUGACUUUUGCAAAGAUUCCACCUUACCCGUCUGCAAUCUUUUGUCGCCAGAUCACGAUCAAGAUGGACCCUGGCGAGGCUGUCAACUGACGGGCAUUUCGCUGAGCAAUGGCCGCCACCUGGGCAACCUCGGCUCUAUUCUGCUGUGCGGCGUCGCAAUUGCCGUCGCCGCCUUGUUGUUGUUAAAAUCAGACAAAAAGCGGGCAGCGGUAGGCCGACGGGAAAUGCAAUUGUUCCUCGUCGGCUACAUCAUCGUGAGCAUAUGCGAAAUCUUUUCCGUCGGCGUCUUUCCGCUUGACGGCAGUGUCAGAAUCGCCUUCUCUGCCAUUCACCUUGGCAUGAUCAUCGCCACCACUUGGAUCUUGAUGCUCAACGCUGUCGUAGGCUACCAGCUGAUCGACGACGGCACGCCCAUGUCCGUGAGCCUAAUGAUCGCCUCGGCGGCAGCCUUACUCAUCGGCACUGGAUACAUUGCCCUCGACACGGGCUAUAGCUGGACCGGCUACUGGGAUAGCAGCUACAAUCUCCCGAACCGACAUGUUUCCCUUUACGUCCUGUACCAGCUGGCGCCGCUCAUCUUCCUCGUGGCCUUUUACGUUCUCGAGACCAUCCUCGUGCUGCGGGUGCUCGGGGAGGUCCGGCCCAUGUUGUUUCUGACUGGCGCCGCUGUCGUCUUUGCCCUUGGCCAGAUCUUCAACUACGCCAUCAGCAGAUACAUCUGUGAAGGAACCAGCGGCAGGAUCGAUGGCGCUCUCUUCCAGACACUCUUCACCUUGGUCUCGGUAGUUCUGGUAUGGACUUUUUGGUCGAGCAUCACCGAGGAUGACUGGCCGAUGCAGACGACGAGCACGUACCCAUAA